Mercenaria mercenaria is the source of this 931-nucleotide messenger RNA. RefSeq names its product heavy metal-binding protein HIP-like. The record is from RefSeq and is a predicted model, not a curated record. NCBI's taxonomy places the organism in Eukaryota, Metazoa, Mollusca, Bivalvia, Venerida, Veneridae. The coding region runs from base 46 to 750 and encodes 234 amino acids. Gene Ontology annotation, molecular function: protein binding. The transcript is spliced from 2 exons.
AGAUUACAUCUGCUAUCGACGAAACAAGGGACGUUUAGUUUAAACAUGUGUCGCAUUAAGUGGUUUCUCGUAAUUUUGGUGUUUGUUUGUAUAGAAACUGUGAGGUGCUAUUCCCAGGAAGAAACGAUAAGUUUGUUAUUAAACAAAACCGCCGCGCUAGAAAUAGAAGUAAAGAAUAACAAAGAUGUAUCUGAAUCCGAAAACGCAAAACUAAAAAAUGAAAUAUUAACACUAAAACUGAAACAGACCAAGUUAGAAAACGAGAAUAAGGAGCUUCAUUUCACUUUAGGCGAACUGACGGGUGAUAGGACUGGACAUGACGACAAGUCAAAGAGGCUUCUUAUGUCCAUUUCACAGAGCUUCAAAAACGCCGCUUUCUCCGCCAGCCUUACAAAUCACGUGACCAACCUUGGGAAUUCCCAGACUAUAGUAUUUGACAAUGUCUUCACAAAUAAUGGCAACGUCUACUCGUCAAUGACCGGCGUCUUCACUGCACCACACAACGGCACUUACUACUUUUCGGCAACUGUCAUGAGUCAUUAUGGGCAGUAUUUAGAAAGCGAAAUUUGCCUUAACGGAAAUAGUCUCGUAUUUAUGUAUUCAUAUGAUAGCGUCUAUGUGCAAGGUACAAACUCAAUAGUUCUAGUCCUGAAGGAAGGGGACAUGGUCUGGGUAAGACAUCAUGGCAAUGAAGGUAGCAAUGUGUACGGCGAACACUGGAGUUCAUUCUCCGGCUUUCAAAUUUCUUAAUACAAUUGUAUUUUUGGUAAAGUGAAUUAAAUACAGUCAUAUUCACGAUGGAAUUUAAACUUUUUUUAUGACAUGAUUAUAUUAUUCCGCUUCACCUGUUUUGAGAAAGUUGCUUAAAAUAUGUAUUCUAACCAUAUUAUGCCUCAGACUCAAGUAGACUAGUAAAUUAUGAAAUAUCUAA